AUUAAAAUUUUCAGUAUAAAUUACAAAUAAAACAAUAGUCAAUACCAAUAGAAAUUUAAAUAAAUAUGAAUGAUGGAUCAAAAGAACGUGGCAUUGAUAAAAUUUUCGAUUGUGUCAUGUGGGCAGUUGAUCAGAGCAUAAAACAUGUCAACAACGUUUGUCCAUCACGUGAAAAAUGGACAUGGGAUAGACUUGUUUCAUCAGGAUCUAAAAACGAUAAUAAUAAUAAUAAUAACAACAGCAAUAAAACAAACAAUAACAAUAAUUAUUAUAAUAAAAAUUCAAAUGAAAAAAAGCAAGACAUAAAAAAGUUUAAUCAAAAAAAUAUUGAUGAUGAAACAAUUGAUCUAUCAGUUGCUGCCAAUGUCAAUUGCUGUCAUAUUAAAAUUCAAGAUCCUUGUGCUGCUUGUUGUUGCGAAUCAAACUCUCAUCUACCAUCAACUUGUCCAGAUGGACCAAGACGUUUAAAAAAAUAUCCAAAAUGUGGAUGUAAAUCAAAUAAUUCAAGUAACAUUGAAGCAUGCUGUGAAGCUUGUAAAAGUCAUCUUCAUUCUGUUUAAACAAAAUUUUAAUUAAUUAAUUAAUUAAAAGUAAAUCUAAAAGAAAAAAAAUGAAAAUAACAUGAUUUAUUAUUGUGUCGUAACAAUUUAGCCUUGGCCAUGGC
Messenger RNA from Aphidius gifuensis, 664 nucleotides. Its product is annotated as E3 ubiquitin-protein ligase cblA-like. The record is from RefSeq and is a predicted model, not a curated record. NCBI's taxonomy places the organism in Eukaryota, Metazoa, Arthropoda, Insecta, Hymenoptera, Braconidae. The coding region runs from base 66 to 560 and encodes 164 amino acids. The transcript is spliced from 3 exons.